Messenger RNA from Alternaria atra, 231 nucleotides. RefSeq lists its product as uncharacterized. Gene Ontology annotation, biological process: regulation of DNA-templated transcription. The record is from RefSeq and is a predicted model, not a curated record. Gene Ontology annotation, molecular function: DNA-binding transcription factor activity, RNA polymerase II-specific; zinc ion binding. The transcript is spliced from 7 exons. Lineage: Eukaryota; Fungi; Ascomycota; Dothideomycetes; Pleosporales; Pleosporaceae. Bases 1 to 231 code for a protein of 76 amino acids.
AUGGCAGACGCCGAAUUUCAAAACGCAGCGCCAUGGAAGGAGCCCAGCACGAUACCAACGAAGUAUCUUACACGGAGAUACAGUGCCACGCCAAAAGUCUUGAAUAAGGCAUGCACUAGAUGCCGGAAGCACAAAACGAAAUGCUCUGGCACCAGGCCGCGCUGCAUCGGAUCGCUUGAGAGAGGCGUUACAGAAGAACCAGACCUUGACCACGUUAUUGAACGAUAUUAG